AUGCCAAUCGGAAACUCCCAAGAUAACGGCGUAACUGGCGCCGCCAAAUUCGCUACCUCAACCGUUGGCAAUCUCGUUGGAGGAGUCGGUCGCACUGUCGGCGGCGUUACUGGUGCUGCCACGCGAGGUGUCGGUGAUACUAUUACCAGUGCUACAGGGAGUGCUGGGAAGCCUAUUGGAGAUGGGCUAAGCAAUGUCGGGACCGGACUUGAGGAUGGAGCAAAGAACGUUUCGAAGGGCGUUGAAAAUGCUGGGCAGUGGAAGUCUUGA
Penicillium angulare is the source of this 270-nucleotide messenger RNA. RefSeq lists its product as uncharacterized. The record is from RefSeq and is a predicted model, not a curated record. Bases 1 to 270 code for a protein of 89 amino acids. The transcript has a single exon. Lineage: Eukaryota; Fungi; Ascomycota; Eurotiomycetes; Eurotiales; Aspergillaceae.